AUGAAAGACGAAGUAUUUGCCCAAGGCCUUGGGUUGCAGGUUCACAUUCGUACCAAGAUUGUUGGAUACUGGUCCUACAUUCAAAGUAUUGCCAUUCAGAUUGGCGAUGACAUUCUAGAGAUUGAAGGUUCUGCGGAUACGGAAGAAGGCGAUGACGACGGGGCUCAUCCUCACUAUUGGUCCAAUUACGAGUAUCAAGGACACCUCGAAAAUGUUGCUGGAUUUCCAGUAACCCAAGAGCUAUCCUCCACUGCCUCCUACAAACGUUCGUAUACGAUUGAUUUUUCCGACAAGUAUUCCACAGGACAAAACAUUACUGUGGAAACCUACAAGGAGUUUGUCCGUGUUCGAUUCAAUGGAGACGAAUCCAUCUUUGGCAAUACGGUUGGUCUUCUUGGUGACUGUAAGACUGGAAAGACCUAUGCCCGGGAUGGUGUCACUGGCAUGGAGGACCUGGUGGAGCUGGGUGAUGAGUGGCAAGUACUUCCGUACGAACCAAGGCUCUUUCACGAAAGCUCGCAUCCCCAAUUUCCAGACAAAUGCUUAAAGCCAGAAGGAGAACGCAAUGCGCGUCGUUUGGCCGAGGAAUCUCCUAGUGUUGGCACCAUUUCUAUGGAGCAUAAGCAACAAUCUCUUGCGCGUCUGCUUUGA
Messenger RNA from Cylindrotheca closterium, 651 nucleotides. The record is from the annotation of a GenBank genome assembly. NCBI's taxonomy places the organism in Eukaryota, Bacillariophyta, Bacillariophyceae, Bacillariales, Bacillariaceae.